UGUCUACCUUAAGAAAUAAGCUUUUUUAAUAUUCCGCGUAACUUUGAUGCUUCGGGAAUGUUCAAUCCUCUUUUUUUUGGCACUUUUAAGGAGACAUAUUCUGUCUACCCGGUUGCAAUGAUGAUAAAGCAAAGUUCUUCUAAAAUUGAGGAGAUGGAGCGCAAAGGAUACAUUGUUAUGCCACCUUCAGCCCUUUCCAAACUUGCUCACCUUGAGGUAGAACUUCCGAUGGUUUUUAAAAUAAAGAAUGUUGAGAAAAACAGGUGCACACAUUCCGGCGUUAUAGAAUUUAUAGCGGAAGAGGGGAAGAUUUUCAUGCCUUACUGGAUGAUGGAAAACCUUCUUUUAGACGUCGGAGAAAUUGCAACCGUUUCUAAUGUGGCAUUGCCUCCGGGGACUUAUGCUAAGUUUGAGCCUCAAAGCUUAGAUUUCUUAGAGAUUGCUAAUCCCAAGGCAGUUUUGGAGAAAAGCCUCAGGUCCUUUUCUUGUUUGUCUCAAGGGGAUCUCAUCGCUUUGCACUAUAAUAAUAGGGUUUACAAUGUGAAGAUCUUAGAGACCAAACCCAAGGACGCUGUUAAGAUUAUAGAGUGCGAUCUUCAGGUAGAAUUUUCAGAGCCUCAUGGUUUUCAGAGAGAAACUGAGACACCCAAAUUGGUUGAUCCGCCUCAAAUAGUUAGCGAGCCCAGCGAAGGAAACGUGUUUAAGGGUACUGGCCGUCGCCUCGACGGAAAGACUAAAGUGAAAAAGGCAAAUCUUUGCCUGACGAAAACCAUCUUGCCCUCUUCAGCUUCAAAACCAAAAACUAACAUUUUAAAGUAUAAGAAAGGUCGUUUAAUCUUUUAUCCUUAUGAAGAAAUUAUUGCUGUUAAUUUACUUAAAGAAACUACAGAAACCGAAAAUUCUAUAUUUGAAGGCAUCGGCAGAAAAUUGAUUUGAAUUUGUCGUGCCAAUACCUUUUAUUAAAAGAGG
Zophobas morio is the source of this 969-nucleotide messenger RNA. Its product is annotated as ubiquitin fusion degradation protein 1 homolog. The record is from RefSeq and is a predicted model, not a curated record. The coding region runs from base 58 to 936 and encodes 292 amino acids. Lineage: Eukaryota; Metazoa; Arthropoda; Insecta; Coleoptera; Tenebrionidae. The transcript is spliced from 8 exons. Gene Ontology annotation, molecular function: polyubiquitin modification-dependent protein binding. Gene Ontology annotation, cellular component: VCP-NPL4-UFD1 AAA ATPase complex.